AUUUCAGCAAUCUUUCAUGGCAAUAUUUUAGUGGACUCUCUUGCGGCGUGGAUUUGCAUUCCUAAUAUAAGUCACACUCAUUCAAGGCUAUCACUAUGAUAGGAGACUAACGCAUUGUCACGUAUCAACAUCAACGUAAAGAUUACAUAACUGCAAGGCCGGCUCUCGUCAUUUUUACUGCCUUACUACCUUUCUUAGUCUUUCAAGCUUCGACUUUAUGACGCCUACCACUGUGCAACGAAAAGGUGCAAUCACCACUGGAACACUGGGGAAUAAAAGGUUCAUCACCGAGACGGAGUUAAAGAAACACAACGGAACUAAUGGCUCGCAGUCAUGGAUAGCGAUCAAGAACAGAGUAUACGACGUUUCCAGUUUUGGUGAGGAGCAUCCAGGAGGCACCAUCAUUUUCACGCACGCUGGCAAAGAUGCUACUGAUGUGUUUAGCGCAUUCCAUCCUGCCUCAGUGCACAAAUGGUUACCUCGCUUCUACAUUGGUGACUUGGUAAAAGAUUCACGCGUAACUCCCCUAGAUGCCCAAAAGGAGGCAGAGUAUAGACAGGAUAUCAUAGCAAUGAAAUCGGAGCUGAUGAAGGCUCGUGCAUUUGAAUCCUCUAAGCUGUAUUACGCAUUCAAGAUUGCCACUAAUUUAGCCAUAUUUGCUGCUGCAGUUGCUGCGAUUUUGGUGUUCAAUGGAAUUGUUGGUGCAGUUAUAGGCGGUGUUUUGAUGGCUCUCUUCUGGCAACAGAGUGCCUUCCUUGCUCAUGACUUCCUCCAUCAUCAGGUAUUCACCAACCGUAGCUACAAUAACUUAGGUGGCCUUUUAUUUGGCAACAUUUGGCAGGGCUUUUCAACCUCUUGGUGGAAAACAAAACAUAAUCACCAUCACGCUUCCACAAACGUUGUGCACACCCAAGCUGGAGGAGACCCAGAUAUUAUGACGAUGCCAUUCCUGUUGUGGUCAGAGAAGAUCAUCGAGGGCGAUGCAGAAGAUCUUAAAGACCUUCCAAAGUUUAUGGUCAGGUAUCAAAAGUUCUUCUAUCUACCACUGAAUGCUGCUGCUCGUAUAUCAUGGCUGCUGCAGUCAAUUCUCUUUCAACUGGAACCUGUGCAUAAAUAUGUUGGUGGUUUACCCAUGAAGAUCGCCGAGAUUUCUUCAAUGGCUGUCCAUUACGUUUCAUUAGUGUUAAUCACAUCACUUCUAGACACGACUUCCUCAAGAAUCGUUUUCCAACUGAUCUGUCAGUCACUCGGUGGGAUUUUUCUUGCUGUAAUUUUUACCGUUGGUCAUUAUGCAAUGGAAAUUUUUACGAGCGAGGAAAUGAGUGACACUGAUUUCGUCCGCCUUCAAGUUCGUUCCACUCGCAAUAUCACGCCCACUGUCUUUAACAAGUGGUUCAGCGGUGGUCUCGCAUAUCAGGUGGAGCAUCAUAUAUGGCCUACUUUACCUCGUCAUAGUUUACCUCUUGCGUCGAAGAUUUUGAAGCGCUUUUGUUCCAAGCACAACAUUCCUUACACAGUAAAAGGACUGAUUGAAGGAAACUUGGCAGUCUUUAAGCUACUUUCACAAAUUGGUGAGAGAUUUUGAUCUUUCAUGCUUAGACAUUGUAAUAAUUCCCAACAGCCUGUGUCCAAUUUUGUGCUUUAAAUUUUAAAGUUUCGUGUUUUCUAAUAGACAGGCUUCUAUAUUCGAUUUAUAUAAAUAUAUAACUUGUUCAUUGGACCUGAUCCCUUUCAAUUUAAAAAUUUUGAUACGGUAUGCUGUACAUUAGUGUGAUUCUAGUUCUUAAAACUAGGUGGUAAAUCAAGCUGUCUCUAAGCUUAAUUAAAAUUUUUUAUCUUCUUUCAAACUUUUGCAUGAUAUGAAUUGAUAUUGGGGAAAAUUUAUCAUUUGCCCUCGGAGCUUUGCUUCUCGGCCAAAUAUUAAUUUUUCGGAAAAUCUCUUAGCCGCGGACAUUAUCAGCCGACAUAGAAACUGCCUGAAGAGGUCUAUUUACAAUAUGAUUUCUAAAAAAAAAUAAAUGUAAU
Molecule: messenger RNA, 2025 nt
Organism: Pocillopora verrucosa
Lineage: Eukaryota; Metazoa; Cnidaria; Anthozoa; Scleractinia; Pocilloporidae
Biological process (GO): lipid metabolic process
Cellular component (GO): membrane
Molecular function (GO): oxidoreductase activity, acting on paired donors, with oxidation of a pair of donors resulting in the reduction of molecular oxygen to two molecules of water
Source: RefSeq, a predicted model, not a curated record